CAGUUGCUUUAGUUUCGUUUCACUGCUGUUGGUGUUGGUCCUUUCUUUCCCAGGAAAGAAACGCAUCUGAAAAACUGAAGCUGUGAGAACAGCUCGCACUUGAAGACACAAGCAACGAACCAACGUUGGUGCAUUCAGCAUUGAACCAAGGACAAAAAUCCCCUGGUCAUUUCCAGAAACAUCUCUCUUAGAGGAAUAUACUUGUAUAUUUCGUACUGGGUUUGUAGUUUUCCGCCAUGGAAGGCUAAAUUCCCUCGAAGGGGAUGUCCGAAUGAGGGGGGAGGUUUGAUCUCACAUACCCAGGGCCGUGUGUGUGAUUUAGUUGUGUACUCACUAUGUUAGCGUUAUUUCCUGAUGAUUCAUGUAUCCCGUUGGUUAUGUAUGAGUGGUUAGUGUGUGUGUCUCACUCAAGGACAUACGUUAUGUCUGAGCAUUUGGCAUAUGCGGAUCCAGGAUGAUCGUUUGAGAGGAGUACUCUUUCAGUUUUUACAUUACACAUUCAUCAUUUUGGAUUGUCACACCAGUUUCGCCAUUCAGAGGGCUUCUGUAUUGCUCAGAAUCUGGAAUUUUCUUCUGAUGUAAUGGAAUGACCACAUGUCUCCUGAGGAAGUUAAAUGGUCCAAUUCCACAAGCUAGUGCUUGGUCGAUCCACCAUGGAGACAAGUUCAACAUGAGGGGAAUAGUUUCGAUGAUGAUGGAUGGGUUGUUUCAGUUUCUAAACAAGAACGGAAAGGAACCUCCAUUACAUUUUUUUGUUCGUUUUCCUACUUUGCAAAUACAUUCGAGUGAACCCAUGUCUCAUCCGUGGCUUUAUCAAGCCCCUACUGCUUUCCUCUUCUACCUCUUUGGUCUAGUUUAACUAUCUGUUUCUCAUGAGUUAAGUUUGAGGUAUAAUGGGGUAGUCCCUUUAAAUCCUCUAGGACUUGUCAUACAUUACUUUUGAAUGAAAGCCUAAUUGUGUGUGUGUGUGUGUAUGUGUGUGUAUGUGUGUGUGAGAUCUCCUGGGUAUUGUCAAACCUCCCCCCUAAGGAGGGCAUCCUUUCUUGUCUUUAAAUCUUUCCUACUAAAUAUAAAAAUUCACAAAGAUUUUAAAAUGACAACUCUGCCACCACAACUCCAAAACAACCCGUUUCUUAUGGCCCUGUGUCGUAACGGCGCCUCGGCUGACCUUCAGUACGACAACUCCUCAGAGCUGUUCCGCUUCUCCACGUUUGCCCGUUUCCCAGCAUCGGGGGUGACUGAGAGGAGCCUGGCGCGGGCAGGCUGGUUCUACACGGGCGUGGGGGACCGGGUGCAGUGUUUCAGGUGUAACGUGACCAUGGAAGGCUGGCAGGCCGGAGACUGUCCCACAGAGCGACACCGGCAGCUCUCCCCCUCCUGCUCCUUCAUCCAGAGCCUCCCCUCCACAGCCAACCUGCUCUCCUCCUCCCACUCCGCCUUCUCCCCACUCCGCAGUGCCCAAGCCAUACCGGUGUCUGGCCCAGGUCCGGCCCCCGUCCCAGCUCCGAACCCCCCCACGGCAAGCCAGGGGGAGGAGGUGGUGGGCUAUCUCAACAUGGGCUUCUCCGCGCCUCCCCCCUCCAGCCCACUGAGCUCCAGGGGGGUGGAGGACAUGUCCCAUCAGAGACCCCCCACCUGCCACAACCCCAGCAUGCGCAGGGAGCAGGACCGCCUAGACUCCUUCAACACCUGGGUCCUCUCCACCAUCACGCCCAGCGAGCUGGCCAAGGCUGGUUUCUACUACUUGGGCAUGGGAGACAGGGUGGCCUGCUUCACCUGCGGAGGACAGCUAAGCAACUGGGAGCCUGGCGACCGUGCCGUGUCGGAGCACCAGAGGCACUACCCCAACUGCCGCUUCGUUCGAGGGGACCGCGCUGACAACGUGUCCCUGGCAGGGGUGGCCGGGGCUGGGCCGGCAGGGGCCCCCGUUGCCCUCAGCAACGUGUCCAACCCAGCCAUGCAGCAGAGCGAGGAGAGGCUGCUCACCUUCGUCAACUGGCCUUCUCGUAUCCCCGUGCGGCCCGACCAGUUGGCCAAGGCUGGCUUCUACUACGUUGGUCGCAACGAUGACGUGAAGUGUUUCUGCUGUGACGGAGGCCUGCGAUGCUGGGAGUCUGGGGACGACCCCUGGGUGGAACAUGCCAAAUGGUUUCCAAGGUGUGAGUACUUGCUCCAGGAGAAAGGCCAGGAGUUUGUUCAACAGAUCCAGGCUCGUUUCCCAAGGCUGUUUGAGCAGCUUCUCACCAACGGAGACAGCAGCUCCAGAGAGUUUGUGGAUCCACCAGUGGUCCACCUGGGUCCAGGCGAGGAGCGGUCAGAGGACGCGGUCAUGAUGAACACCCCGGUUGUGCUCUCGGCCCUGGAGAUGGGCUUCGACCGCAGCGUGGUCAAGCAGACGGUCCAGAGCAAGAUCCUGACCAGCGGGGAGAACUACAAGACGGUGCAGGAGCUGGUGUCCGACGUGCUGUGCGCCGUGGAGCAGAAGAAGGAGGAGGAGAAGGAAAUGCUGGCCGAGGCCAUGGCAUCCGAUGGUUUCACCUUCCUAAAGAGACACCAGACAGCAUUGGUUCAGCGCCUGAAGAGCGUCGAGUCAGUGUUGGAGCACCUGAAAGAGCAGAAUGUGAUAACUGCGGAACAGUACGCCGACCUGCAGAGCCAGACCACUCCCCAGCUGCAGACGGCCAAGCUCAUCGAGCUGGUGCUCGCCAAGGGCAACGCCGCCGCCGAGGUCUUCAGGAACUGGAUCCAGAAGAAUGACGUGCUCCUGCUCAGAGACCUCAUGGCCCAGACAAAUGAAGCUGCAUCACCGAGUCAAGAUCUCUCAGACCUGCCCAUGGAAGAGCAGCUACGAAGGCUGCAGGAGGAGCGGACCUGCAAGGUGUGCAUGGACAAGGAAGUCAACAUCGUGUUCAUCCCCUGCGGACACCUGGUGGUGUGCAAGGAGUGCGCUCCCUCGCUGCGAAAGUGCCCCAUCUGCCGGGGCCUGGUGAAGGGAACCGUGCGCACCUUUCUCUCCUAGAUAAUAAAGAGCCACACCCAAACUAUACGGCUGGUUGCUUGCGUUGCAGCAGCUCCUAGAACUGCUCGAUGUUCUAACUAGACAUAUGUUAACUGUAAAUCCCCAUGGGUCACUAUCAUAUGAUCAUCUCUGAUGUUAUUGUAUUUAAUAAAGUGAAAGACAAACACUG
This is a messenger RNA of Osmerus eperlanus (European smelt), 3188 nucleotides long. RefSeq names its product baculoviral IAP repeat containing 2 (gene birc2). Gene Ontology annotation, biological process: regulation of cell cycle; positive regulation of protein ubiquitination; negative regulation of apoptotic process. The coding region runs from base 974 to 3019 and encodes 681 amino acids. The transcript has 14 exons. Gene Ontology annotation, cellular component: nucleus; cytoplasm. Gene Ontology annotation, molecular function: ubiquitin protein ligase activity; cysteine-type endopeptidase inhibitor activity involved in apoptotic process. The record is from RefSeq and is a predicted model, not a curated record. NCBI's taxonomy places the organism in Eukaryota, Metazoa, Chordata, Actinopteri, Osmeriformes, Osmeridae.